GAAUUAAAAUGGAGCAACGGCAUAAAGUGGUUUAUAAAAGUGUGUCUCAGAAUGCAGAUGGGAAACUUCUAUUGAAGAACGAAGAUGGUUCACAAAGGAAAAAUAGAACCUUUUUGUAUCUUUCAGCAAUAAUAGCUAAUUUAUUUAUGUUCAGCGUAUCGAGUCUAUUCAGCUGGUCUUCAUCGGCAAUAGAAAAAUUAACCGCAAAUAGUUCAGAUAUCAAUCCAUUGGGAGAACCAAUAACAGCAGUACAAGAAUCAUGGAUAGCCUCCCUACUUUCACUAGGAGCAGCAAUUGGUCCUCUUCUAUCUGGAAAGCUCUCCGAUACAAUAGGAAGAAAGAAGACUCUAGUAAUAAUGGCAAUUCCCAACGUCAUUUGUCUGUUAAUAAUAUGUUAUGCAAGAAACAUAACUAUUUUUUAUAUAUGUAGGUUUAUCAAUGGUUUAGUUACAGGAAUGGCAUUCGCUAUUACACCAGUGUAUCUUUCAGAAAUCGCGGAAGUUCACAACAGAGGAGCGAUCUCAACUUUGAUGGGGAUCUUCAUGAACUCAGGAGUCUUGUUUAGUUUUUUGUUAGGACCUCUUUGUUCUCUUAAGCUUCUGACGUUUUUGUGUGCCGUACCUUCGUUUUUGUUUAUUAUUGUAUUUGGAAUAUUCAUUCCAGAAAGUCCAAUAUUCCUAGUAUCGGUGCAUAAGGAAGACGAGGCAAAGGAAGCUCUAAAAAAAUUGAGAAUGACAAAGGACGUUAAUGAUGAGUUUAAAGCCAUAUUAGCUUCAUUUGAAGCUUCAAAUCAAAACGAACAAGGAGCUUUAGAGGUAUUUAAAGAUGCUGGAUCUAGAAAAGCUCUGAUUAUAAUCAUAGGAUUAAUGUUUACUAGCCAAUGUUCUGGAGUUAAUUCAGUUAUAAGUUAUCUUGAUACUAUUUUUAAAGCGUCUGGUUCUACUCUACCACUCUACUUUUUAACAAAUGCAGUUGGAGUUAUACAAGUUGCCGGAAAUUGUAUUUCGGUAUCAGUAAUAGAGAAAUUAGGAAGAAAAAUUCUAAUUUUGACAUCGGCCGUAGGUGUUUUAAUUACCGAGAUUACUCUUGCAGUUUACUUUUACCUCAAAGAUGUUCAACAUUACAAUCUGGAUGCGAUAUCCUGGUUACCGGUCGCUAGCACAUUUGGCUUCAUCUUUGCUAUAAGCUUAGGAGUAUCCCCACUACCGUUUACAGUUAUGGGAGAGAUCUUCCCUCAUAGUACUAAAGCUUCCGGAUCAGCUCUCGGUUGCUGUUCUUGUUUCGUUUUGUCUUUUGCCGUCACCUUUACUUUUAGGGUAUUCAUGAACUUGUAUGGCAUAGCUUUUUGUUUCUCUUUGACCACUUGUUUUGUGUUUUGUGGUAUGCUUUUUAUUUACUUUUUUCUCCCUGAAACGAAAGGGAAAACUGAAAGUGAAAUUCAAAAAAUGUUAAUAAAGUAAAUAUUAAAGUGAAAAUAUUUGCAAACUGAUGUACACAUUUAUCCCAAUACAUAUCUUAUGAUUUUGAACACAAAAACAGAAAUACUUUGUUUUGACUUUAAAACAAAUCAUUCUUUAGCUGACUGAUACAGCUGCAGAGUUAAAUUAUUUGUAUUAUUUAGAAAUACAUUUAUUUGCACUUACUAUAAAAUAUG
Messenger RNA from Diabrotica balteata, 1654 nucleotides. Lineage: Eukaryota; Metazoa; Arthropoda; Insecta; Coleoptera; Chrysomelidae. The record is from the annotation of a GenBank genome assembly.